AUGGCGGGCGUGGCUACCGCUUAUUCCUCAGAUGCGUUGACAUCUGGAGCAGCCCCAGAGAGUUCAUCGCAAUGGGAUUUCGCUGUCCCAAUUGGUAAUGAUGGCGCUCAACAUUCCUCGCGACCACGAAACUCCCACGAAUCGGGCCCUCGUGCAAGAUCUACCCGCAAACGCAAUUCGGACGGCUCGCGAAGUUCCUCCGUCUCCCGCAAUGUCCACGCACACGAAUCCCCUUACCUAUCAUCCAGUCGAGGUCGACGAGAACAAAGCUUGAAUCGCCAUGGAAACGAUAUUAAUAUCCAACGCGAUGCCUCCGACCCUGAAGUACCCGCUCAAGCCUCUACGGAUGACCAAACCGGACCACCUGGACCCCCUGGACCCCCUGGACCCCCCGGCCCGUUCGAAAUGAACGCCGAAAAUUGGAUUCAUCGCGACAAGUUGGCAAAAAUCGAGAGCGAGGAGCUACACCAGGCGGCCAUAAUCUUUCAGCGACGGAUGAGAGGGGAGAGCAAGUCAAGCGCGGGCCGUGAAAGGAGCCAUGACUCCCAUCAAAGUGCUUCGGCAUCUGUAACAUCACCGAGUGCAGAACAUUCCGAACCGUGGCCACAAUUGCAAGAGGGAACUCAAAAUGAACGACGGGGAUCUGAAGAUGACGAACGGAGGAAUUGGGAUCUUCGUCGACCUGAAGAGAUUGCUGCGGACGAAGCGGCUGCUAGCUUUUAUGGUAAUCCGAGUCUUCGCAAGAGCUCGUCUCGAAUCCCAAUUUCUACAGCCAGUCCUGUGCCUGCUUUCUAUGGUCGAGAUUCUCAGGGACCUCGCAGCCGUGCGGCAACUGACGAAGACGAAGAAAGUCGCGGGCGCAGAGCUAGCGAGCCUCUCGCAACUGAGAUGGAACCAUCUACUCCUUCUCCAGGCAGCCGACCUGGCAGUCGUGGCUUCAAUACCACCCAGAACACCCCGGCCAAAAAGAACCCGACCAAAGCUACGGGCUCGAGCAAUCGGAAAACCUCUGCACCCCCAGCAAACCGAAAAACUUCCACCGCAAGAUCAAGAGCAGUGUCAGGCAACGCGACACAACGACCUACCACUCGGUCGGGAGAGAGCCGGCCUCCAACUGCAAUCAAUCGACCAGAGGGAGAUCCGCCAUGGCUGGCAACUAUGUAUAAGCCCGACCCCCGACUUCCGCCCGAUCAACAAAUGCUUCCUACUCUCGCCAAGAAGAUGCAACAGCAACAAUGGGAGAAAGAAGGACGAACUCCUAACACUUAUGAUCGCGAUUUUGCUCCACUGGCUGUUUACCCCAAUGAUAUCCCUCCGGUACCACCCAAGGCAGAGGAGGCAGAGAAACGCGAAGAGCGCUUUGAAGGAUUACAGAUCGAAGAGCCGCCCAAGGCCAGGACUCCGGAACCCCCGCGGCCCAACACAAGCACUGGGUAUAGUACAAUGCCCAAAGUGCAAGACACCCCCCCAUUGGGCCUGACACCAAACCCAAAUUGGACACCUCCCGUGGUCUCUGCUCAAGAGAAACCGAAGAAGGAGAAGGGCUGUGGAUGCUGUGUCGUGAUGUGA
Penicillium angulare is the source of this 1569-nucleotide messenger RNA. RefSeq lists its product as uncharacterized. The transcript has 2 exons. The record is from RefSeq and is a predicted model, not a curated record. Bases 1 to 1569 code for a protein of 522 amino acids. NCBI's taxonomy places the organism in Eukaryota, Fungi, Ascomycota, Eurotiomycetes, Eurotiales, Aspergillaceae.